This is a messenger RNA of Penicillium taxi, 1500 nucleotides long. RefSeq lists its product as uncharacterized. The record is from RefSeq and is a predicted model, not a curated record. Gene Ontology annotation, molecular function: structural constituent of ribosome. The transcript has 8 exons. Gene Ontology annotation, cellular component: ribosome. The coding region runs from base 1 to 1500 and encodes 499 amino acids. Gene Ontology annotation, biological process: transmembrane transport; translation. NCBI's taxonomy places the organism in Eukaryota, Fungi, Ascomycota, Eurotiomycetes, Eurotiales, Aspergillaceae.
AUGAGUCUCAAUAACCCAGACGCAUCUCAGAAGGACGGUCUCGACGGUUUAUUUCCAGUCAAGGAAUCGAAUCCCAAUCCACCUUCCGUAUGGCGACAAACGAAAAACAGAUUGGCCGAACCAGUGGUUGCUGCAUUUAUGGCCGGCGGAGUCGCAGGCGCAGUUUCCAGAACAAUUGUGUCGCCUCUUGAGCGACUGAAGAUCUUGCUCCAGAUCCAAAGUGUUGGAAGAGAAGAAUACAGGCUAUCGAUUUGGAAAGGUCUUGUGAAAAUGGGUCGAGAAGAAGGCUGGCGAGGCUUCAUGCGCGGAAAUGGUACGAAUUGUAUUCGCAUCAUUCCAUACUCAGCAGUACAGUUUGGAAGUUACAGCUUCUACAAGAAGUUCGUCGAGUCUCCUGAAGGCGAGAUGUCUUCCGUGCGCCGCCUUCUAUGCGGAGGUGCUGCAGGUAUCACUUCAGUAACUCUCACCUACCCUCUUGAUAUCGUUCGUACUCGGCUUUCCAUCCAGUCAGCCUCGUUUGCAGAUCUUGGCCCGCGAGACCCCAACCAGAAGCUUCCCGGCAUGUGGACCACCAUGGUGUCAAUAUACAAGAACGAAGGUGGCAUACUUGGUCUUUAUCGCGGCAUCGUCCCUACGGUAGCGGGUGUAGCACCCUAUGUUGGGUUGAAUUUCAUGACAUACGAAGCCAUGCGAGAGUAUUUGACUGCAGAUGGAGAGAAGAACCCUACUGCGACUCGGAAGCUCCUUGCAGGUGCUGUAUCUGGAGCAGUGGCUCAAACCUGCACAUAUCCUUUUGACGUGUUACGACGACGCUUUCAGAUCAACACCAUGUCAGGCAUGGGAUAUCAAUACAAAUCCGUCUGGGAUGCAGUAAGAGUCAUCAUGGCCGAAGAAGGCGCGCGAGGACUAUUCAAGGGAAUUGGACCUAAUCUGCUCAAGGUCGCCCCCAGUAUCGACUUGGACCGUCACCAUGUGCGCAACAGCCACCGCAAGGCUGCUAAGAGCGACAACGUUUACCUCCAGGUUCUCGUGAAGCUCUACCGCUUCCUGGCUCGCCGCACCGAGUCCAACUUCAACAAGGCUGUUCUCCGCCGUCUGUUCAUGUCGCGCAUCAACCGCCCCCCGGUUUCCCUUUCCCGCGUCGCCUCCAACAUCAGCGAGGCCCAGAAGGGCAAGACCGUUGUUGUUAUCGGUACCAUCACCGAUGACAACCGUCUCUUGACCGUCCCCAAGCUGUCCAUCGCUGCCCUGCGCUUCACCGCUACCGCCCGUGCCCGUAUCGAGAAGGCCGGUGGUGAGGUCCUGACCCUCGACCAGCUCGCUCUCCGUGCUCCUACCGGUGCCAACACCUUGCUCCUCCGUGGCCCCAAGAACGCCCGUGAGGCUGUUAAGCACUUCGGCUUCGGUCCCCACUCUCACAAGAAGCCCUACGUCGCCAGCAAGGGCCGCAAGUUCGAGCGUGCCCGUGGUCGCAGACGCUCAAAGGGAUUCAAGGUUUGA